Messenger RNA from Eruca vesicaria subsp. sativa (arugula), 2069 nucleotides. NCBI's taxonomy places the organism in Eukaryota, Viridiplantae, Streptophyta, Magnoliopsida, Brassicales, Brassicaceae. The record is from the annotation of a GenBank genome assembly.
UUGUUAUUGACUAAUUUUAUGUGGGAUAGGAAUUAUCGAAAAAAAAAAAAUCGAGAUUUGUGGUCGAUUGAGAGACCCUACAAGCUUUGUUUGACAUAUGUCGGUUUGAUUUACCAUUACGGUUUCCCGAACCAACGGAUGAUCUGAGAGACAGAAAGGAAUGUUUGGAUGCAAAUGUCUCUAUUGGAACAAUCUCACAGAAUUACCGCCAUUGAAGCAACCUCAAACCUUCUCGCUCCCUGCUUCUCUCCCCCACUGGCCUUCAGGUCAAGGCUUUGCUUCCAGAAGAAUCAUUCUUGGCAAUUUAGAAGUAGCCGAGAUAAAUUCAUUUGAAUUCUUAUGGCGAUACGUCUCUCCUCGAGACAAGACCAAGUCUGUCUCCUUCUACAAACCCGACAAAAUACCUGAAAGCUUCCACUGUUUAGGACAUUACUGUCAGUCUGAUUCUCACCUCUUGAGAGGUUUUGUUCUUGUAGCAAGAGAAGUCGUCAAGUCUGCACUUGCGAAGCCACUUGAUUAUACAUUGGUCUGGACCUCCAAUGACUUAUCAGAAGAAGAACCUAAAAGCGGUGGCUGCGGUUACUUCUGGUUACCGCAGCCUCCACGUGGGUAUAAACCGGUCGGAUUCUUGGUUACAACGAGUCCCUCGAAACCUGAUUUGGAUCAAGUUAGGUGUGUUCGAGCUGAUCUAACCGAUAAAUGUGAAGCACAUAGAGUCAUUAUCACCGCGUUAUCAGAUUCUUUGAGAGUUCCUCUGUUUAUACGGAAAACAAGACCUUCAGACCGCGGAAUGUGGGGCAAAGGAGUCUCUGCAGGUACAUUCUUCUGUAGAACUCCGUUGAUGAUCUCCACGGAGGAGAUGGAAGAAGAUCAUCUCUGUACCAACAUCACUUGUUUGAAAAACCUUGAUUCUAGUUUACACGCAAUGCCAAAUUUUGACCAGAUCCAUGCUUUGAUUCAACACUAUGGUCCGACAGUUUUCUUCCACCCUGAUGAAGUCUAUUUACCUUCUUCAGUCUCUUGGUUUUUCGAGAACGGUGCCGUUUUGUGCAGCUCUGAUUCUGAUAUCCAAGAACCUCUUGCUGAAAACGGCUCCAACUUGCCUCACGGUGGAACCAAUGAUAAACUGUUUUGGAUUGAUUUGCCGAAUAAUGACGAACUGAGAAGAAAGUUUCUGAAGCGAGGAGAUCUUGAAUCCGCCAAGCUCUAUGUUCAUGCUAAGCCAGCGUUCGGAGGGACCUUCACUGAUCUUGUGUUUUGGAUUUUCUGUCCUUUUAACGGACCAGCGACUCUAAAGCUCGGCCUUGUGAACCUCUCCUUGGCUAAAACUGGUCAACACGUUUGUGAUUGGGAGCAUUUCACUCUCCGAAUCAGCAACUUUUCCGGUGAACUUCACGCUGUUUACUUCUCUCAGCACAGCGGCGGCGAGUGGGUGGAAGCUCAAGAUUUAGAGUUCGUCCAAGGAAGCAAUAAAGCUGUUGUUUACUCGUCCAAGCAUGGUCAUGCAAGCUUUGCUAGGUCCGGGUUGUAUCUACAAGGAUCAGAUUUGCUUGGAAUUGGGAUAAGGAAUGAUACAGCGAGAAGCGAUUUGUUUGUGGAUUCGAGUUCGAAGUAUGAGGUUGUGGCGGCUGAGUAUCUAGGAGGAGUGGUGGUGGAGCCGCUCUGGCUUGGUUAUAUGAGAGAGUGGGGACCGAAGAUUGUGUAUGGAUCGAGGACGGAGAUUGAGAAGUUGAAUGAGAGAUUGCCGUGGAGGUUAAGGUGUUGGGUUGAUGCAGUUUUGAGGAAGCUUCCGGUGGAGUUAUCUGGCGAGGAAGGACCAACGGGACCAAAGGAGAAGAAUAAUUGGUUUGGUGAUGAGAGAUGGUGAUUAUUUUCCCGUUUGAACAGAUAAGUUGAUUUUUGUAAUGAGCUAUUGGUAUGUGAUAUAUGAGCGUGUAUAGUGUUUUGUUUACCACCAAAAUCUAUUAAUGGCUUCCUUGUGAAGUGACCAACUACAGUAUAGUAAAAAAACUCUAUAGAACAUGAUAGUUAUGAAAAUAUUUUAGAAUAUCAAAUAAAAGUUUCUCAGU